AGAUGAUGUGAAGUGAAAGAAGAGAAAAAAAAACAUUGAAAGCGUCUCUACAGUCAGAGCAGCAGCUGCAGCUUCAGGGGAAAUAUUCAACUCUACAACCAUGAGUGAGUCACUGGUUGUGUGUGAUGUGGACGAAGAUCUGGUUAAAAAGCUGCGGGAGUUUCGUUUCCGGAAGGAGACCAAUAACGCGGCCAUCGUCAUGAAGAUCGAUAAAGACAAGCAGCUCGUUAUUCUUGAGGAAGAACACGAGGACAUUUCUCCUGAUGAUCUGAAGGAUGAGCUGCCUGAGAGACAGCCGAGAUUUAUCGUCUACAGUUAUAAAUACCAACAUGAUGAUGGACGCGUGUCUUAUCCUCUCUGCUUCAUCUUCUCCAGUCCAGUGGGUUGCAGACCAGAGCAGCAGAUGAUGUACGCAGGAAGCAAAAACAAACUGGUGCAAACGGUUGAACUGACCAAGGUGUUUGAGAUCAGAAACACAGAGGACCUAACAGAGGAAUGGCUUAGAGAGAAACUUGGGUUCUUCCGCUAAGCUCAUCUCAUCCAGAAGUCUGGGACGUGAGGAGGAUCCAGAUCGCACAACGCGUGUUGUGUCACUUCUUUGGGAGAACACACCACAGUUAAUGAUUCCUUUCUCUUUAUACCAGACCUGAUUUAAAUAGUGUUUCUAAAUACUUUCUGUACUCGGUUUUAGACUUGUUUGGUGGAGGGGUUUUUUUGGGCAUUUUACAGUUCAAAGUGUGCCAGAGGGUUCAGACAAUCACAUGCUUCUCUGUGACUGUCAGCAUGCUCGGCAUAUAAACCCUCACCCAUCUGCCAGCCUAAAACUGGAAUACUAUUUGAGGCAGGUCUGAUUUUGUCUCCCGUACAAUCUCUCCAUGUGCCAGUUACGUGUCUGUAUUGAAUUAACACUCCCAUAGCUCUUGAAGUGGACAGAAAUUGAUAGUGCUCAUCCGCCCUUCCUUAUCAUGUUCAUUCAGGAGAAUUUAAAAGGCAUUGUAACAACGGUUUCUGGUUCUCUUAAGUAGUUUACACAGUCUGCUUUUUGCAGCUGUAAACCUCUUUAGUUUCACCUUUUUUACUUCUAAUCAUUUUCCACAAGUUGAGGGAGUCUUACUUUCAGAUUAUGUUUGGUUAUUUCUGGUGUAUCUAGGGUUAUGUACACUUACAGUAGACUUUACAGCAGUUAUUUCCUUUUGUUGUGACAAACAAACAUCCUGCCAGAACAUCUGAACAAUCAUAGCUGCAAUUUAGAACAAGAUAGAGUCCUGUUUUAGUCAGUUUCUCCUUCAGUAUUAAUUUAAGGGCAUUUAAAUGAUCAUUUAGGUAUCAAACACUAAUCGCCCCAGUUUACAAAUGACAAAAACACUAAGACCAUUUGAAAAGUGGCACUAAAAGAUUUAAGUAUAAUGUGUGUACCUUCUCUUGGUGCACAUUGAACAAGCUGGUAGAAACCCCUCUGGUGUUCAUCUCGCUGCAGAUUUGUUGUUGUGUCAUCAGAUCACAUCUUUUGCGUCUGUGUUUAGAGAAGAAACAGUGUGAUUUAUGCGUAAAAGUGUAUUCAGCCUUUGACCUGCAUAUUUGUUAGGAUUUCACAUGUCUGAUAACAAUAUUUCCACUGAAACAUUCCAGACUGAACAGUUUUUACAAGAAACCUCUCUCUGUCUCUAGUGACCAUGAAAACACUGCACACAGGGCAGCGUCACCUGCCCUCUUCGUAAUCUACUGGGCUACUCUGUAUAAGUGGGUUGCUGUGUCUUUAUAUAGAGAUUGUUAGCUAUUAUUGUGCAUUAUAGCUCUUGUUGUUAUUACUGUUGAUGAAUGUUGUGCUUAACUCUGAUGUAAAGCCACUAUGGUUGCUUUAUAGUGGUCGCAGCCUCGAGACACUCAGUGUUGAGGAUGACGGCUGCGACUUAUCCAAAUGCCAGUUGUGCUUAAUAUUUAGACUUGUUGGGUAAAAGACAGCAUCUGGACCAUUUUCAUUUUCCACACAGAUCAGGGUUUGACCAAUAUAGGUUUUGUGAAGGCUGAUACUGAUAUUUGUGUAUUGAAUGUGCCAGCAGCUCAUAUUUUUGUGCCAAUAUCUAAUAUUAAGAGUGCAGUCUGUAAGUAUUUACAGUAGUUUCACAUUGUUGGGUUUAUAUUCUCUUAUAUCGGGCGUGAAAUCAAACAUUGAAGUUAAAAAUGCCAAACUAUAGCCUUCAGCACUUUUCAAAUUCAGUGGGCUGGAAAUAAAGGAGGGAUUAAAACAACAAAAACUGAAAACUAUUAAACACUUACAGACUCAAUUUAGUUUUUAUUUGGCUGCAUUUGUGCCCCAAAACUACAUUUUUUUCCCUUUUUGCUGCUGAAUUAUAUUCGUCUGAGGGCGGAAAAUCCUCUAAAACAGCACACUAAAACUCUAAACUAAUUCUAGUAAGGAUUAGCAGCUUUUAACAGCAGGGCAACCAGCCCCAGAUAUUUUGAGGGUACAUAAAAUGUACUUAAAAUGCAUUUAUACAAUUAUAUUGUGGGUGCUACUGACCUGGUUUUAUGUUACUGGUGAAGGGAAAACCUCCAUUUGACCAGUGGUGGCAGUUUUCCGAUUCUUGAUAAAAGCUCAAUAUCAGCUUGGUAUAUUGGUCUGACCCUAAUAAAGAAUAACAGACACAAAUGAAAUCCACAUGUUCCCUCAUCAGUGUCGUCUUUUAUUGAGAAAACUUUGGAAACGUUUAACGGUGGCUUGUGGCUAAUUUAGUGCUUCAUGGCAGGAAAUCGCCACAUAAUGUAUGAUGUCAUACUGCUACAUUAUACAUACCAAUGCCUUGUCUUAAAUAUUGUCAUAUUUAUGUCUUUUGAGAAAAAUCAUGAGGCCAAAAUGAAAACAUUACACAAUUUUUUUUGUAUGUGAGAAAAAUAGAAGGUGAUUGCUUUUGUUGGGAGGUAUUUAAUGUUUUUUGUUUUAAGACACUAUCUGUUUUUUGUUAUGUCCAGGAGACAUCAUCUGUCAAAGUACAAUUCUUGAUAGAUUAAAUGAUAGAAACUAAAUGAGUCAAAUUAUGCAGUCACACCUGUUCAUAUAGAUCAUUAAUUGAUAUCAAAUUAGGACUUUAUUUGAUUAUUUACAGGUGAGGACAGGGUUUCGUUCAACAGUAACAACUAUAUAACUGUUAUUGGUUUUGUCAUCUACUGAUAACAUCAAUGCUAAGAUUUAAACUGUUAGCUGAACGUUAGCCAAAAAAACAUCCAAACUCCAAUGUGUGUGAUUCACUUGUUCAUAACGGUUUCUGUUCUUACUUGAACUUCAGUUGCACACGUUCCUUUAUGGGUGAAAGUAAAGUUUAAUAGCCCUGAAACCUGAAAAAUUGAGGUAAAUUUUAAAAAACAACAACUCAAUCUGAAAUCAAAGG
Molecule: messenger RNA, 3386 nt
Organism: Scomber japonicus (chub mackerel)
Lineage: Eukaryota; Metazoa; Chordata; Actinopteri; Scombriformes; Scombridae
Gene: gmfb
Product: glia maturation factor, beta
Exons: 7
Coding region: 101-529 (142 amino acids)
Biological process (GO): actin filament debranching; negative regulation of Arp2/3 complex-mediated actin nucleation
Cellular component (GO): actin cortical patch
Molecular function (GO): Arp2/3 complex binding; actin binding
Source: RefSeq, a predicted model, not a curated record